AUGGCUUACAAUGUUGCUGCAGAGUUGUUCGCAGAAUGGGCUAUAGGGUUGGUCAUUAUCGCAAUUCGCAUUUACGCGCGGUGGAAAGUUGGAAAGGGCAAGUUCUACUGGGAUGAUCUUUGUCUAGGAUUCGCUACGGUCGGUCUUCUUUGCCUCCGAACUAAGGAGACUGUGCUUAUUUUGAAAAGAUAUUUUGGACAAUGCACACCGUCUUCCUUUAUCUCUGUACAGGCAGAUGUAUAUGGAUCGAACAUUGGUCUCAACGAAAAAACGGCUAUGGAGGUACCCGACAGUCAAGUCGCAGCUCUACGAACCGGUUCCAUCGAUGCAUUUGUUGCCUGGAUCUCUUAUGUUUUCAUGGUGUGGUCAUUCAAAGGAGUCUUGAUGUUUCUCUAUCACAGAUUGACAAUGGGUUUGUGGCAACACCGUUUGACCUUGGUAGUUGGAGCCUUUUGUGUCUGCACGUUCAUCGCGUCGCUGUUCGUCCAUAUUUUCAUUUGCGAGCCAGUACACAAAAGCUGGCAAAUCAAACCAUAUGCUGGAGAUAAUUGUACUAUACGCCCGUUGAACUACAUCAUCAUCGAGGCCCUCAGCAUCAUAACGGACAUAGCUGUCUUAACCGUUCCCAUCCCCCUCGUCAUAGCAGCCCGCAUCCCAGUCUCCCAAAAGCUCCUCCUCUGCCUCCUCUUUUCAUCCGGAAUAUUUGUCAUGAUAGCCGCCUUCCUCCGCGCCUACUACUCCGUGCACGACAUCUCCGAACUAGCCACCGCCCUCGGCUGGGCCUCCCGAGAAGCCCUCGUCUCCGUGAUAACAGUCUGCGCCCCAGGAAUCAAGCCGCUGAUCAGCAGUUCGCGCUGGUUCUCGUAUAAGGGCAGCUCGAACGGUAUUAGCCAGACGCCAAAGCGGGGCAGUCUUUUUACGUCUUCGAGGAGUCAGGGUGGAGAUAUAUAUAACAGACAUCCGUAUGAGCUGUCAUCGUUGGGUUUGGGCAAGUCGCGGCGUGAUUCGACGGGUGAGAGCCAGCAGCAUAUUGUCGUUGAUACUACUGGUAGUGGAGAUCAUUCGUUAGAGAGUGGGAAGGAUGGCAUCGUGGUCACUAAGGAUGUCACGCUAUCUGAAGAGACGAGCUCUCGGAAUCGGGGCCAUUCUUGA
Penicillium arizonense is the source of this 1152-nucleotide messenger RNA. RefSeq lists its product as uncharacterized. Lineage: Eukaryota; Fungi; Ascomycota; Eurotiomycetes; Eurotiales; Aspergillaceae. Bases 1 to 1152 code for a protein of 383 amino acids. The transcript is spliced from 5 exons. The record is from RefSeq and is a predicted model, not a curated record.